GAGGUGGCAUCUAAGGGACUGGAUGGCUUGGGACGGAGCUCACCCCAGCAUAUACAAGGCCGCGGCGCUCCCAUACCCUCUAGUUCCCCUUCGUCUUCCCUUCUUUUUCCCAUCAGCCCGUCCCCACUCAUCUCGUACCCCCCGUUAUGGCGACGACUCCUCAGUCCAACGGCAACCCACUCACCAGAGGCACGGAGUGGCCGCCUGGCGUUGUAGAGGAAGCCGCUAGACGGUCCCCAUCCCGUUCUCCGCCCCGACUGCCUCUACGCACCGAUGAUCUCCCCUUUACCGCCGACGUCGCUGGUGAUACAUCAAGGCGACCGGAACGGAACUCUCCCGUCGCCCAGAUCCCUCUCUCACCCGGAAUCCGGACUCAGGAGAACAAUCCCACGCGAUACGAGCCGUACUUAUGGACAUUAUCUGGCCGUAAGCCCUACAUAACCGAGAAGGCCAAGGCAGCUGGAGGUUGGAAGAGACUUACUUCCCGUCAAUGCCCGUACGGCCGCAUUGAGGAACAAGGGGCGACGUUCUCGCCUCCGCAAGACGAAAGACCAGACGACCGGGAGGGCAAGGCAAGAGACACCUGGCCGUCGAAACUAAUUCUUAGACGCAAUUGGCGAGCUAGAGAUGCCCACAUUGGGACGUUUGCUUCAAUUGAACGAGGCGGAACUCAGGGAGCCAGAUGAAGCGUACCGCGUCGGCUAGGUAACGAAGGAGCUGACAAAUCUGGCUUCGAUCCCCAGAAGUCGAAGGGGCUAAGAACUCGAGGCCCGACGGCACUCAGGCCGCCUCAGCAUCCGACGACGAGACCGUCCGGCUCUAGGAAGC
Messenger RNA from Lasiosphaeria miniovina, 828 nucleotides. RefSeq lists its product as uncharacterized. The transcript is spliced from 2 exons. Bases 147 to 686 code for a protein of 179 amino acids. Lineage: Eukaryota; Fungi; Ascomycota; Sordariomycetes; Sordariales; Lasiosphaeriaceae. The record is from RefSeq and is a predicted model, not a curated record.